Messenger RNA from Pomacea canaliculata, 5348 nucleotides. Its product is annotated as protein flightless-1 homolog. Gene Ontology annotation, biological process: actin polymerization or depolymerization; actin filament severing; barbed-end actin filament capping. Gene Ontology annotation, molecular function: actin filament binding; phosphatidylinositol-4,5-bisphosphate binding. Gene Ontology annotation, cellular component: actin cytoskeleton; nucleus; cytoplasm. Lineage: Eukaryota; Metazoa; Mollusca; Gastropoda; Architaenioglossa; Ampullariidae. The record is from RefSeq and is a predicted model, not a curated record.
AUGCUUGCAAGACAUCAACAGCUCAUUAUUUCUCAUUUUAAAUAGUAGCAGUAGUAACUCAUUGCACUAUGACACUGAUAGCAUUUGCCACUGACGUGUAAAUAUAUACAGAGAACUGGCUUGAUUUCGAAUUCGAACUUUUUAGUUUAUAAUAUUCAUCGACAAAAACUACAUGCUACCAAAAUGUGGUUCAACCUUGGCUGCCCAAAAUUUAGCCAGUCUCGCUGGCAUGUAUUAUUCAUGUUUAUCGAGGCUUUUCUUUGUUGACGAUUGUCAGGUGAUUGGUUAUGGACAGCGAUUAUAGCUUAUGAGCCGAUCAUCAAUACGUUAUGUUAGCCAAACAACCUUUCUUCCUUCAGUAAUAAACUGCUCUUUUGAUGGCCACACCAGCAUGAAAGCAGGCUCUUGAUGUGAAUACACUUCACUCAUCAUCACUUGUACCCGGAGACACACGGGUAGCGUCAUGCAGGGGAGAUAACCUCGCUCCGUGUUAUUUUGUCUAUCGCAGCCAAAAUGGCGGCGACCGGAGUUCUUCCUUUCGUUAGAGGCAUUGAUUUGACAGGAAAUGAUUUUCGGAAUACUUUUCCAACCCAAAUCGAAGAUAUGACCGGCUUGAGGUGGCUUCGACUUAGUCACAACCAAUUGCCAAGUCUGCCAAAAGCAUUGGGAAAACUCAAUAAGCUGGAGGACCUGACAUUAAUCCACAACAACCUUGAAAGCCUGGGCUCUGAGCUACCCACCUUGCCAUCUCUGCAUAUGGUUAAUUGCCGGUACAACAAACUCACUGAUGCUGGCAUUCCUUCAAUGCUUUUUGCCCUUAAAGACCUUUCUAUUGUGGAUUUAAGUCACAACAACUUGAGAGAAGUGCCACCUGAGCUGGAGAAUGCUAAAUCUGUCUUGGUACUGAACCUGAGUCACAAUGAGAUAGAAAUGAUUCCAAAUCAGCUGUUUAUCAACCUGACAGAUCUGGUGUUUGUUGACUUCAGUAAUAACAACUUGGAGAUGCUUCCACCGCAAAUGCGGCGACUGACCAGCUUGCAAACACUCAUUCUUGAUAACAAUCCUCUGAUUCAUGCGCAGCUAAGGCAGCUUCCAGUACUGACAGCAUUGCAGACUCUUCGCAUGAGAAACACACAGCGCACACUCAGUAAUUUUCCAACCAGUCUUGAUACUCUCACAAAUCUUCAAGAUGUUGAUCUUUCGUACAAUGAUCUCCCUCGUGUCCCUGAAGCUCUCUACAAACUGGAAUCAUUGAGGCGUCUCAAUCUCUCCAACAAUGAAAUCACAGAACUCUCACUUAUGAUUGAUGUCUGGGUGAACCUUGAAACACUGAAUCUCUCAAGGAACAAACUGACUGCUCUACCAGUAUCCAUUCACAAGCUGGUUUCAUUACGUAAGCUGUACCUGAACUGCAAUCAGCUAGACUUUGAAGGCAUCCCGGCCAACAUGGGCAAGCUGCAUGACCUGGAGAUCUUUAGCGCUGCCAACAACAAUUUGGAGAUGAUCCCUGAGGGUUUGUGCAGAUGUGGGAAAUUGAAGAAGCUGAUCCUGAACAGCAACCGUCUGAUCACAUUACCAGAUAUCUUACACCUCUUGCCUGAACUAGAGACACUGGAUGUCCGUGAUAAUCCAGACCUGGUCAUGCCUCCCAAACCAGCUGAAAUGCGAAACAGCAUGGAAUACUACAACAUUGAUUUCUCUUUGAACACUCAGCUGCAGUUGGCUGGGGCAUCUCCAAUACCAUCGUCAGGACUAAUCACCCCUGCCAAAAGCGAUCCAGUUGCCCGAAAACUCAGACUUCGUAAAAGACGUGAUGGACAGGAAAGUGAGAAAGUUCUAAAGGGCAUGCGAGAUGUAGCUAAGGAUAAAGCAGAAGGCAAAAGCAGAAAGAAAGAUGAAGAAGACAAGGAGCCUAUCAAGACUAAGCGGUGGGAUGAGCAUCUGGAGCGACCACACCUUGACUAUAGUGAAAUUUUUGAAGAAGAUGCUGGUCAGAUCCCAGGGAUUUCCUGUUGGGAGAUAGAGAAUUUUUUGCCAAAUCAGGUUGAAGAUGCCCUGAUUGGCAAGUUUUACGAGGCUGACUGCUAUAUCAUUUUAAAGACAUUUAUUGAUGAAACAAACAGUCUUAACUGGAGCAUUUGGUACUGGAUUGGAGAAAAAGCCUCUCUGGACAAGAAGGCCUGUGCAGCCAUCCAUGCUGUGAAUCUUCGUAAUAUGCUGGGUGCUCAUUGCCGCACAGCUCGAGAAGAGAUGAAUGAUGAAGAUGAUGAGUUUCUUUCUAUGUUUGAAAAUGGUGUGUCUUACAUUGAGGGUGGUCGCACUUCCAGCGGUUUCUACACUGUUGAUGAUGCAAACUAUGAGGUUAAGCUGUACCGUGCCACAGGAACACAGUCAGUUCACAUGGAGAGGUGUCCAUUGCUGGUGAACGUCCUUGACAUGCGGCAUGUGUUUUUGUUGGAUGCUGGCCUGAAAUUGUUCAUCUGGUUUGGCAAAAAAUCCAACCUUGUCACCUCGGACAAAGUCAAGGUGAUCACUGAGAAAAUCAACAAGAAUGAGAGAAAAGGGAAUGCAGAGAUCUUUGUUUUUAGCCAGAAUCAGGAGACUGCAGAUUUCUGGAGGCUUAUUGGUGGACCGCCUGAGCAGCUGGAAGUGAAGGAGUCACCACUUACAAUUCUGAUGCGUCCUGACCCCAAACUGUACAGAGUUGGUCUUGGUAAAGGUUAUCUUGAGCUCCCCCAAGUGGAGAUCCCAAAGAAACAAUUGGUCAGCAAACUGCUGGACACAAAAUGUGUGUAUGUGCUGGACUGUAUCUCUGAUGUUUUUGUCUGGAUUGGAAAGAAAUCAACCCGACUUGUGAGGGCUGCAGCUUUGAAGCUGUCUCAAGAGUUGCAUGCAAUGGUUCAGCGACCAAAAUAUGCCACCAUCAGCAGGUGUUUGGAGGGGACAGAGCCUCAGAUAUUUAAAACCAAAUUUAUUGGAUGGGAUGAUGUCAUUCCUGUGGACUACACCAGAACAGCUGAGUCUGUCAUUAGGAGAGGGGCAGAUAUGAAGAUCAUUAUGGAAAGAGAUAAGAUGCAGACAGAUCUCUCUGCCUUGUUCAUGCCACGCCAACCUUCCAUGUCAGCUGAAGAAGCAGAGCAGCUGUCUGCUGACUGGAAUGAGGACCUGGAUGGUAUGGAGUCCUUUGUUUUGGAAGGAAAGAAGUUUGUGCGCCUGCCUGAUGAAGAACUUGGUAUGUUUUAUUCUGAAGAUUGCUACGUGUUCCUGUGUCGUUACUGGGUGCCAGUUGACCUUCCUGAGGGAGAGGAGGAGGAAAUAGAUGAAGAGGAUCUGCCAGAGGAUGAAUACAAGUGCAUUGUGUACUUUUGGCAGGGUAGACAUGCCUCCAACAUGGGCUGGCUGACCUUUACUUUCAGUCUGCAGAAAAAGUUUGAGUCUUUAUUUGGGAAUAAACUGGAGGUGGUACGACAGCAGCAGCAGCAGGAAAACCUCAAAUUUCUCUCCCACUUCAAGCGACAGUUUAUAAUUCGCAAUGGGAAGCGGCCAUCUCGAGCUGGUACACCACCUGAAUUGCCCAACAAACGCAAUACUGAGUUUUUCCAGCUUAGAGCCAAUGGUAGUCCAAUAGCUACCCGUUGUGUGCAGCUACUCAGACCAGAUGCAUCUAUUCUCAACUCAUGCUUCAAUUAUAUCCUUAUGGUGCCAUUUGAUAGUGAAGAGCUGAAAGGUAUUGUGUAUGUGUGGGUUGGAAGUCGUGCUGAUCACACUGAAGCCCAACUUGCUGAGCAGAUUGCAUACAAGAUGUAUAAGGAUGGCUACACAAUACAGAUGAUCAAUGAAGGGGAGGAGCCAGAAAAUUUCUUCUGGGUCGGCAUCGGUGGCAAGAAGGCUUAUGACAAAGAUGCAGAUUUUAUGAACUAUGCUCGUCUGUUCCGGUGUUCCAAUGAGAAAGGAUACUUUGCUGUAUCUGAGAAGUGUGCAGACUUCUGUCAGGAUGAUCUGGCUGAUGAUGAUGUGAUGAUCCUUGACAAUGGAGAGCAGGUCUUCCUGUGGGUAGGCAAGAAAACAAGUGAUGUGGAGAUCAAACUGGCCUUUAAGAGUGCACAGGUCUACAUUCAGCAUCUACGUAGCAAGCAGCCUGACCGUCCCAGAAAGCUACUACUAGCUAUGAAAUAUAAGGAGAAUCGCAAAUUUACAAAAUGUUUCCAUGGGUGGGGGCAUUACAAAGAGGUGCCCAAGUGAUUGCAUUAGUAAAAGCCCUAAUGGUCAGAACAUUAAGUGCCAUUUGAUCCUGACGUUUUUUGAUGGAAUUCUGUAACAUAGAGACCUUACCAAGAUAAAUCUUGCACUACGGAUGAAAAAAUCUUUUGCAGGUCACAGCAUCCUAAAAGAUGCAUGCAGCUACAUCAUACUUUCCAUUAUUUAUUAUGUAAAUGAGGUACAUAAUAUAUUUCCUUGUGUGUAAAGUGAUGUCACAAAGCCUCAGUUAUCAGUUGGCUGCUUUUGUAUUAUCUCGGUGCAUAGGCUGAAGGGCCUCUCAAGCAUAGAGUUAGAUUUUAUUUAUAUUUGGAUUUUGGAAGUGGAACCAUGUUGGCGUGGAAGAUGUGCUGCAGUGUGCCAGACUGAGAGCAAUUUGAAGUAGCCUUGGCAGUAUCAGAGAAAGUUUUUGUGCUGUUAAACAUUAGAGAGUCAAGCACUCUAUGAUAUUAAUGAUUCCUGUCAAACUGAAUGCUAUGAGAGCUAAAAUUAAUUUGACAUUAAAGUAACCAGGCUGACAUAUCCAUUUCUACACGACAUAGGACGAGAACAUUUUGUGCAGUGGAUUUCAACAAGCACGUUAUAACUGUUCAACAUAAUAUGUUUGUGAAUCACAAAGCAUGAUUAUGUUUAACAGAAAAUAUGGAAUGUAGAGCCUAGUACCUAUGGCAGAUACUAGAGAUGGAUGAGUAAGUGUUGGACUAAAAUCUGUGAUGUGUGAUGUGUAAGUGUACUCUUGCUAAAUGCUGGUUAACACACCUACUCUCCCAGUUGUCUUCUAUUUCAGUCUCCCGAUCGCACCUUAGCUUUAUAAUGUCCAGCUGUGCCCGCGCACACUUGGAAUGCUUAAAAUAGUUGAAAGAAAAUGUCUACAGGAUUUCCCUUCUUAAGCUACCAAGAGGGUGCUCUCUUGCGGUAAUAAUACUCAUCUUCACUCUUAACUUCUACAUCCUUGGCAUGGGUACCAUGUUGAUGUUUUUGCAGGUAGUCUUUCAACACUGCCGCGCUUCUUGUGCAUUUUGUCUGCUGUGAAACUGACUUUAUAUUUUUUUAUGGAAACAUAUUUUAAUAAAUGCAUGAAUCCCAGAAUA